AUGGCCACUGCUUCCAAAGUCAUCGGAGUCCUCGUUCUCUCUCUGUUUGGAGAUCGGAUAGCCACUUAUGACGAUCCGACGACGUACCGGAUGUCCAGUGUGAACAUUACGACUCUGGGACAGACCCAGGAGUACCGACUGGGUCAGCUCCUAUGGCAAACCUAUUUCAACCACACAUCUCUUUCCUACCUCGGCGACCCAAGUCCAAUCUCAGCCCUCGUCGCAUCCGGUGCAGUCCGUUUUGACGCCGAUAUGGGUGGCCAAGGUCAUGUCAUAUACGACUCGGCUGUAGCCCUGAGUCAAGGGAUGUGGCCCCCAGUCAAUAUCCGCGAUGUACCAAGUAUCACACUCGCGAAUGGGUCGACGAUCAAGAGUCCGCUGGGGGGGUUUCGAUUUACUUCCAUUAAUCAAAUUCAUCCUUGGGACGACGUCUCAUUGGAAGGUUGGCUGGAGUGCCCGAAUUUUGAAACCGCGAUGCAAUCAUUUUAUUCUAGCUCUGGUUUUCGGCAAGUUGAAAAGGACAAUGAAGAAUUCCUCAGUUCGCUGUCGUACUGGGUAGGCAACCGAUCGACGUCCCUAUCAGACAUCAAGAAUCUUUACGAUUACCUCAGCAUCCGAUACAUUCACGAUGCAGCGUUCUCAUCUGUACUGCCUUCUGGCGUGCUUAACAAAGCACGUCAGCUCGCGAGCUAUCAUGAAUCUGGGGUGUAUACUUCGACUGACCUGAACAGUACACAUAAUGUCCCAGGUCGCGCUCUCCUGCCGAAGAUCCUCAACGCUAUCGAAGGAAUCGCAAACAAAUCCAAUCCUUUGAAGUUCUAUAGUAUGAGUUUGAGCCAUCAGCCCCUCAUGAGCUUGCUCAGUAUGAUGGGUGUUUCGGAGAGCUAUGCAAACUUGACCGGAUUAUUUAGCCAAGCCGGCUCAAUCGCCCUCGAAGUCCGGACUGAUAACGACGGGGAAAAUCCGUUCAUUCAGUUCCUCUUGAAGAAUGGCACCUCAGAUCCACACUACUCGGGUUACGCACUCUUUGGAGGCUCACCCGAUAUUAGCGUCUCAAAGUUUGAAUCAAUGUUACAACCAUUUGGGCUCUCUACACUUUCAAGUUGGUGUGGUCUCUGCGGAACCCACAUUACGAGAGGAUGUGGAUCGACCCGCGCAAGUAACAAUGCGGAUUUGAGUUCGGUGGCGGCAGGACUCAUGGGCGCAGGUGCUACGCUCUUUGUGGCGCUGAUGCUUGUGACCCUGUGUGUGAUGGUGGGCUUAUUGAAGGUUGGGGAAUGGGGAAAGAGGCUAGGCGCUGUUAUUGUUGCACCGAUGCAGCACUCUAGGAAGGGGAGCAAUGUGAAGAGCGGAGGGGAACAGAGCGAGAAUGAUGAUGAGGUGCGCCUCGCGCGAAAGUGGGAGGAUGAUCAGGGGAAUGCGUCUGCGGGUUGA
Messenger RNA from Cantharellus anzutake, 1434 nucleotides. RefSeq names its product phosphoglycerate mutase-like protein. The transcript has 7 exons. Gene Ontology annotation, molecular function: phosphatase activity. The record is from RefSeq and is a predicted model, not a curated record. Lineage: Eukaryota; Fungi; Basidiomycota; Agaricomycetes; Cantharellales; Hydnaceae. Gene Ontology annotation, biological process: dephosphorylation. Bases 1 to 1434 code for a protein of 477 amino acids.